Messenger RNA from Talaromyces rugulosus, 825 nucleotides. RefSeq lists its product as uncharacterized. The coding region runs from base 1 to 825 and encodes 274 amino acids. The transcript has a single exon. NCBI's taxonomy places the organism in Eukaryota, Fungi, Ascomycota, Eurotiomycetes, Eurotiales, Trichocomaceae. The record is from RefSeq and is a predicted model, not a curated record.
AUGUCACUCGAUUACCACGGUCUAUUUGGGCUCAGUGCUCUAACAAACCAAUAUGAGUACGGGAAUAGCAGGCAAUUUCUCUCCAUCGUCAAUCAAGAGCUCGGCCUCUUCAUGACCGAUCACAAAUCGAGAAGUGAGUACAUUAUUUUCACCGGUGUGGACGGGCAAACCUUCCGCCGUGACUUCCUCAACCGCGACGGCCCGGCAGAUUUCGAGACGUAUUCCAUCACGCACCAGCUCAUUCUCUUCAAAAUGGAGUCACACACCCAUGGUAUUGCACACCGCAGCUUUGAUCAUAUGCUACACGACAAGCUCCGAGAUAUGGGCAAUGGAGACCGCCAAAUCAGACCUUUUGGAUCGGCGCAUGUGCAGGGCGAGGAGCGGAAGAAAAGGGCGGAUGAAAGCUACCAGCCAAAUCGCCUACCUCGUCACCGAAGCAACCAUUGGCCUAGCCUUGUCGUUGAGGUUGGAUACUCGGAAGUGCAAAGGAAACUAGAGUCAGAUGUGGCGUGGUGGUCUACCGAAUCAGCUGGGGAUGUCAGGGCUGUAAUCACCAUUGCCGUCGACCCAAGAGUCAAACGAAUGAUUAUUUGCCAAUGGCACGGCACCAACAUGGUCUAUCGAAAUGUGCUAUCUCGACCCUAUGGCGGGAGAAUGCAGAAUACCAACUCGAAUCCUCUGGUUAUUGAAUUCGACCGUCUGUUUCUUCGUGCACCUCAAGGGAUUGAAGCAAACAUCACUUUUACCAUUGAUGAGUUGGGGGAAUUUGCAGAACUGGUAUGGGAAAUAGAGUUCGAAGGCCAAGUAAGUGGUGAUAGUUCUUGA